AAAGCAAGUCUUUUUAGUUUUUCUGCUCGCUUCUUCAACUAUGGCUAAUUCAGAAACAUUUCGUGUCCUGGAAGAAGGAUUUAAGAUCCCAACUAUUGGACUUGGAACUAGUUACCACGAAAAGGAAGAAGUAGUUCAAAAAGCUAUCGAUGCUGCUUUAGAGGUGGGCUAUCGCCAUUUCGAUACAGCAUUUUUUUACAAUACCGAAAAGAGUGUUGGUAAGGUUCUUAAUAAAUGGUUAUCUUCAGGAAGAAUAAAAAGGGAAGAAAUAUUUGUUACAACCAAGUUACCAUUUCAGGGGGCGCACGCCGAUGCAGUCGAAACGUUUUUGAAAAAGUCUUUAGAAAAUCUUCAACUUGAUUAUGUGGACUUGUAUCUUAUUCAUUUUCCUGUAGCAUUUAAAUAUGAAGGCAUUGAUAAAUUUACUCCUGAAGCUGUUGAAACCGAUCAUAUAUCAUUAUGGAAAAAAAUGGAAGAACAAGUUGAAGUAGGUCGAACAAAAUUCAUAGGAAUUUCUAACUUCAAUAAUUCUCAAAUAAAAAAGAUCAUGAAAAUUGCCACAAUAAAACCAGUGUGUUCACAAGUGGAAAUGCACGUAUACUUUCAAAAUCAGGAUCAUGUUAGUUUUUGUAAAGACAAUAAUAUUGUUGUAAUAGCCUAUGCUCCCUUGGGGACUCCAAACUUAGGGCAGUUUUUAGAUGAAAACUUAAAGAAAGCUAUUAAACAACCACAUCUUCUGAAUGAUACAAUAGUAAGAAAAAUCGCAGAAAAACAUAAUAAAACACCUGCUCAAAUCCUUCUUAGGUUUUUAAUCCAAAAAGAUGUGUGCGUUAUACCGAAAAGUUCGAAUCCAAAUAGAAUAAAAGAAAACUUUCAAGUAUUUGAUUUUAAACUCGAUAGUCGGGAUAUGAACAUGCUCGAGCAACUCGAUAAAGGAGAAGAAGGAAGAAUUGUGGAUUUGGCCAUUUUCUUUCCUCAAAUAAAAGAAAAUGCUGAAUAUCCAUUUUAACGUGUUUUAAGUAAUUUUGAAAUAACCAUUCACUUGAUUGUCUAAUAUUUUAUUGAUAAUUUUUUUGUAGCAAAUUUUAAUUAUAAAUAAACUUUUUUAUAUACUA
Diabrotica balteata is the source of this 1115-nucleotide messenger RNA. The record is from the annotation of a GenBank genome assembly. Lineage: Eukaryota; Metazoa; Arthropoda; Insecta; Coleoptera; Chrysomelidae.